Molecule: messenger RNA, 3251 nt
Organism: Vicugna pacos (alpaca)
Lineage: Eukaryota; Metazoa; Chordata; Mammalia; Artiodactyla; Camelidae
Source: RefSeq, a predicted model, not a curated record
UUUCUGGUCCCCCACAAGGCGGUCUGACUGGGUUUCCCGGGGUUGCGUGACAAGGCUCACUGUAUCUGUGAAUUCCCAUGUCCCAAAUGGUAAAUAAGCCAGUCAUCUCCACUCUGAUGUUUAAAAUACCUGUAAAAGGCAAAAGGUGCUCUAUUUAACAGGUGCUUGCAAGGUCUAACUGCUUCUCUUUCACGCCCUUCUUAGCUCCAGGCCACAGACAGCAUCCACGUAGGCAGCCGUGGACCCGGCUAGGGCUCCCGAGGAAGGACGGUUCUCCCAGCCAUCCCAGUGCCCUCGAGAUCCGAGACAGCCCGGAGGAAGAUGCAGCCGGCAGACGGAACGCGGCAGCCACCCAAGCGCUGAGUCCCGCCUGUCCCGCCGCCCAGACUCCCUCCGCCAUGGCCUGUAACGGCACGUCCUUGGAGACCCACCGGUACGCGCUGCUGAACGCGAGCCUCGGGGUGGACCCCGGGGCGCCCACGCCGCCCGCCCCGCUCAGGAUGUCCCUGGCCGUCAUCAUGGCUCUGAUGGUCGUGGUGGGCUUCCUGGGCAACGCGGUGGUCUGCGUCAUCGUGUACCAGCGGCCGGCCAUGCGCUCCGCCAUCAACCUGCUGCUGGCCACGCUGGCUUUCUCCGACAUCAUGCUGUCCGUGUGCUGCAUGCCCUUUACCGCCGUCACCCUCAUCACCGUCCGCUGGCGCUUCGGGGAUCACUUCUGCCGGCUCUCGGCCGCGCUCUACUGGUUCUUCGUCCUGGAGGGCGUGGCCGUCCUGCUGAUCAUCAGCGUGGACCACUCGGUCUACAGCCUGCUGUCCGUGUUCAGCCGCGGCUUCUACUGCGGCCCCUCGUUCUACGCCACCAGCUCCUGCGUCCUGUGGCUCAGCUACCUCAAGUCCGUCUUCAACCCCAUCGUCUACUGCUGGAGGAUCAAAAAGUUCCGCGAGGCCUGCCUGGAGCUGCUGCCGCAGACCUUCCAGAUCCUCCCCAAAGUGCCUGAGCGGAUCCGGAGGAAAAUCCAGCCGAGCACGGUGUACGUGUGCGCCGAAAACCAGUCUGCGGUGUAGGGCGCGGGCGGGAGGGGCGGGAGGGGCGGGGAGGUGCCCGCACGCCCCCUGCUGCGCUACCAGGACCUCCGGAGGCGGCGGCGGCACUUUAUCCAGGCUUCUUAAGCACAAAGGGACUCGUUUGUUACCAGGUGACCUGCGGCUCCCAAGUUUGCAAGGCAGGUUGUCCUUGUUUCUCGCUGCAGAAGGGCAGUGUCUGAUGGAAACUGGAUGGCACUCGAGACAAAAGGGGAAAUAGGGUGGUGAUGGAGGAUUUGAGCAGAAGGUUAGGGAGGAGAGGGAGCAGGGAGAGAGGGGGGCUGAGGUGGGGCAGGAGGAAGGCUCUGUCUCUUCCCACCACUGGCCAUAUUCCGAGGUGGGAAACCCGUAGGUUCAUCUCGUGGGUGGCUGUUCCCUGCACUGGGCUCCAGCAUUUGGAGGCAUUGUUUGAGGCGUGCGUUGUGGGCACAGGCAGAGUUCUUUCUGUUGGUCAGAUGUGCGUUUCUGAUGAUGCCAAAGUGGCACUGGGAAGCAGAGGGGCCCCUGUGCUAUUCAGCUCCCUGUGUGACACGUGGGAGGCCUUGAUGGCUGGAAGCCCAGAGAAUGUUCUGGGUCAGCUCAGCUGAAACAGAAGCCCCAGCCCGCGCCAGCCCGCGCCAGCCCGUGCUCAUCGGGACCCUCCUCCCGGGCUGCACCCACCUGGCCCCUCCCCUGAAGCCUAGCACGUCACUAGCUGCUAUGACACCCCCGCCCCUUCUCUCCUUCCCACCACUGGUCCCCCGUCCCCCUUUUCCUCUUUCCACCUGUCCCCGUGGGUGGGAACCACACUCCUCCUUCUGUGAUACAUCUUUUCAGGACUUGCUUUCAGUCUCAGAAGUGGUUGGGGGCUCUGUUUACACGUUUCCCACAAUGCCCUGAGGCCGGGGUCUUAGCGAGCUGCACCGUCCCUCCCUCCAGCAUGGGACCUGCCUCGCAGCGGGGGCAGAACAGACCCCCACCGCUGGGCUGCCCGCACUGACCUCUGUGUUCCUACCUCACUCAGGUCCAAGGGAGUCUGAGCACUGCUCUCUGGGCUGCCUCCUGGGACCUCGGUCCCCCAGCCCAGGCAGGACUGGGACCCUGGGAGGGAAGCAGCCUCGAGGACACCCAGCCUGUGUCCAGGGCCACCAUAAAGCUUCCAGGGCUGGGCAUGACUCUCCUGAGUUCAGGGCACGUGGCUGAGUCCACGGAGCUCUCUUCACAGUUUCUGAUAUGAAGAGUGAGAAAUUUAAGGAGAUAUAGAAAAUCUGAUUCUAAGACUAAACUCUAUCAGGAACCAGUCAGGGACCUUGCUCGUGCCACCCCACUUCUCUGGGCCUCAGUUUCCCCAUUUGCCAAGUGAGGACGCAGGUCUGGAUGGUGUCCGAUGUCCCUGCCGUCUCUCAGACACUCUGAUGCUAAAUUGCGAAUGCCUUGCAGUCACCAAAUCUCCCGUUUCCAUUUGUUUAUCCGCAAGAUGAGCAUUUAGUAAGUGCCUGUGUGGUGCAGGGCGCUGGGGGGCAAGGGGGAAGGAUGAGGCAUGGCUGUGCCCAAGGGCUGGUGUCUGACUGUCUCCGAGUAAUCAGAACUCAGAGCCCAGAAGCCCCCGGCAUUUCUCCUCUCAUUUCCAAGGUAGUAUUAAGAGGCCAGCUCCUCAUUCUCCUCCAGUGCCAGAGGCAGGAAAGAAACAUAAUAUCAUUUACGUUCAUCUAAGCCCAGAGAAGGGCUUCUCCAGAAAAUAACUGGCACCAUUUCUCACCACCUUCACCCUCCUUUUAUGCCCAGACCCAGACACCCCGGACCCUUAUAUACCCGGGGCAGCAUAUACUUCCAUAAGCCGGGGCAGACUGAGGAGGACCGGCCUGUGAUUGAUGGAGGCGGGUCCCGCUCGUCCUUUGUCCUGGGGGCCCCCAGCAAGGCCAGGGUUUGCCUUCACUUCCCCCGAGGCAGAGCUGCACCGCCUCGGUGGUGUCCAAGAGCACAGCCGGGCCACCAAGGGGGCGGGCCUCUGGGCGCCUCCCCUCCCGUGGGCAUUUAAGACAAUGUUCUUUGGGAGCCUGAGUGGAAGAGAAAUCACAAAGCUGAACGAAUGAAGGUACCAAAAAUUACAUCAAUCAGUGUUUCUAUGAUGUCUGUUGGACAGUAAUAUAUAUGUUUCAAAGUAAUAAUUUUGUACAUAUUUUAAAUAAA